Messenger RNA from Schistosoma rodhaini, 1201 nucleotides. Lineage: Eukaryota; Metazoa; Platyhelminthes; Trematoda; Strigeidida; Schistosomatidae. The record is from the annotation of a GenBank genome assembly.
GUUGAUAUUACAGAUCCUUGGUAUUGGCGGGUUAAUAGAUGAGCAACUCGAAACGUCGAAGAUCCGAUGUAGAAUUUUUGGAGUUAAGAAACAUUGUGUCUCCACCUACAGAUCUCGAUGCUGAUCAAAAUAUCAGAAAGUCAAAGAGACUUCGUCGUGAUUCUAUAUUUCUAUCAAACUCUGAAAAUAAAGAGCCUUCAAAACCAUCCAGAGCACCUAAAAGAAAGUCACUGAGAUGCCCAUUAAAGCAAUUGAAUUCUCAUGAUAGUACAUCCACUAAUCCUACUCAACUAACUGUUCCAAUGAAAAAUGACCUACUACCCAUGGAUAUUAGUUCUAUCAAUACUGUUUCAUUUGGUAAUCUGUCAAUUUCAUCACCAAACAAAUCAGAAAAUACUAAAUUAUCUCGUCCAAGUUCUUCACUUAUUCCUGCAUUUGUUUCAGAUUUUUAUCUCUCUAAAAGGUAUGUUCCCCCUAAGCACAGAGGGUUAGCCACAGUAAUUGAAGAUUCUGUUAAACGGAGUCAGCGACGUCCUAGAUCGUACAAAAAGACUGAACUUUCUCCGAUAAGACGACAAAUAUUUACAGGCCAAACUCUUGAAGAAGCUUGUGCCCCUACUGCUGUUGGUAUUGCUCCGCUAGACUCAGAGUUGGUGUUGUCAGUUACACGUAAGCGGGUUAUCAGGCGUCAAAAGCUUGCGAAAAAGUUAGGUUUUCGUGGCAUUAGUAUAUCCAAGCAGACUGAAGAGAACUUUGCUAAAUUUCUUUCACAAUCGAAUUUGAAUUCUUCUCACAGUAGCUCUGCAUCUGUGUGAGUAGAAAUGCAACUGUCCUUCAUAUUAAUCCCGUACUACAUAUGGAUACCUACGUCUUUCAACUAAGUAUCAAAGUUCAGACCCUCUCUGUUUUAUGUAAAUCUUUUGUUCAUAUGGCAGAUAUUUUCACCAGUGUUUGCAUGGAAUCUUCCAUACUUGGUAUGUAAAGAGCAUCGUAAGAACCUCAUAUUUCAUUCCUUUUAUCCUGCAUAUGGUAUGGUGCCGUGUAUAUUUUUUGACUAGGUAUAAGACCUGUUCAGAUUUCUUACAACUUAUGUUUAAAAAACCGAAUUUGACUUUCAACUCCCUUUAAAUUUUGUUACAACCCAAAAUGUGGGACAUUUUAUAAAAUAUCAUUUACUCUGAAUAUAAUCUUAGUUCUUUUG